CACUGGGGUGAAAUUCACGCCUCGUCUACACCCUUCCGAGCCAUCUCUCACUCUACAACAUAAUUAAGAAUGAAAAACGAACGAACCGAGAAUUUUUCCUAUUUCCGUAGCGGUAACCUUCACGAGACUUCAAACUCCAGCUUCCAAGUUCCGCUGCGCCAGCUGCACCAACAAUAAGCGAAACAUGUCCUUUCCCUGGGAAUUGAUAAAAGAAAUAAAUUGUUACAUUAAAAGCUUAACACUUCCUAUGAAAAAUUAACAGCGAAUGAAUAUCAUUCACAGGGACGAACGAGUCCGCUGAUACGUACCACGGUUUUGCGAGGAAACAUAUUUACUUAUAAACUCAUCGAAUUUUAUUACGGUACAACCAUAUUGCCAAUUCUUCCAGUCUUUCACUUUCCGAAGCGUGUCGACUUUUCAUUCCACGGCAUUUAAUCGGUGGGCAAUUUAAUUAGUUGUCAUCCAAUAUCGUGAUUAUUUGGUACGCAGAUGUUUAUAGACAUAUUUUUAUAGGUCAGGAAUCAGAUCUGUCGGCGCGGUGGCGCCUUUCAGGGAGGACGCCAUCAUCUGGACCCGGCACGUGACAGGAAGGGAAGCUUCUUGCCGGGGUUUUUGAGCUUCUUCCAGAUUCCUGCUCGCAUGUGUUUAAUGCAUAUCCGGAGGGCGCAGGCGCCUUUGUCCGACACGGCCCUGGUUGCUGCCGAAGCCUGCUCCCGCCUGCUGGCAGCUACUGCAGCCUGCUACCCGAUGCGCGCGCACACGUGCCUGCCACAUGCGAGUCUUCUCGACGGAGAAGCUCCUUUUCGACGGUCCACAUAGAAGAAAACCUCCAUAAACCGAACUCCCGACUGAAGCAUCGCCACCUCGAGCGACGGCGCUCUCGGGUACCUAGAAGUUCUAUGAAGGAUCCAACAUCUGGCGUGAAUUACGAUGACUUCUCGAUGUACGAAAAAGUUGUCCAAAUAGGACCGGACGAAGAGGGGGUUGCUUCUUCUGCGUCUCGUAACCUAACGAGGCGUGAAUGACUCGGAAAUCCUUUUACGGGGUGUACUGUAAGAAAUUAUAUGGGUCUCUUUAUUAGGUAUGUAAUGAGAAAAAGAGAGGAGGCCGAAGUUCGUGCUACCGAGCGAGCCAGAUUGCAAUUAAACUUUUUGCAGGGGUGGAGGAAUCUCGCGGUUUUUGUCGAGGGUUAUGUCACGGAUUUAAUAAACCCGCGCACACAGGGUUUAACUUGCGUAAAAGGGUUUAACGAUAUGGUAGGGUCGCUUUAAAACCUAAUUUAGUGAGCCUUACAAAUGUAUGCUCAUUGCGCUCAUUGGGAAUUACGAGCACUACUAUAUAAAUAUUUAUCGUACACCCUAGUAUAUAUUUAUGCUAAUUACCACUCGCUGGAAAUACUGAAAACCCCUUUAUCAGUACAUCCCAUGUAUACCGAAGGGGAACAUUCGCAUCUAAAGUAUUCCGACUUUGGAUUUUUCUAUAUACAGAGGGAGCACGCGAUAACUUGCAACAGCCCUGUUCACAUAGCACGAUAUGAUAAUGGCCUAACCGUAUAUAUUUGCUCUUAGGAAACCGGAGUUGCGGUCUUCGGUGGAGGUGAUAACGGCAGAUCGCGAUUUCUGAAAACAUGGGACCACCCGUCACACAUAUGAGAACCCUUGAACUCAGAUUGCAGCCUACAGAUCCAGCUAAAAAAUAAUCAAGUCGCAGGAUUUCAUUCCUAGAUGAUAAUCCUCGUCGGAUAAAACUCGAUUUAUAAAUUAAGUCGUAUAUAUAUAAGCACGGCAAAUUGAAGCACCAAUUGUACCCGCGGUCUGGUCUUUGAAAAUUGUUUGAACACGGUACACUUAAACUUAGACCUUCCACCCAUGAAAUACUCAAGUCACAGGAUUUGGUUCCUAGUCUAUAAUCUUCACAGGAUAAAAACCGAUACACGUGUAUAUGUAUACAUAUAUAAAAACACUUCAAAUUGAAGCACCGAUUACGAAUUGCACGCACACGCGGUGCGGUCAAGCGCCGAUUAGGAAUUGUUCGGGCACGGCACACUUGAACCCAGAUUACAGGAGUGAAUUUAACAAUUGGCCGAUUAAUGAAUUAGACGGACCGAGGCCAAUAGAGCGUCUUGGACGGACCCGAGUGUUGGCAGCCGCCGAUUGGUAGCGACUGGUAGCGGCCCAAGGUCUCGGCCUCUUUGGUCUCUCCUUGGUAGCGAGCGAAAGUGACACUGGAGCGAUCUCUCCCGCGGCUCGCCGAGUUUUCCCCGUAUCGUCGGACUAUCCGUGACGUGUCUCGGAUACAUAAGCCGGACCUGCUCCUCGUAUUCGGAUCCGUGCCCGUCAAAUAUCUACGUUCGCGAGCUAAUCGCGUUUCCUUGGUGCGCGAGUAGCGAUACCGGACAGCGCGGACCUACAGAUGUUGGAAUUAAUUUCCCGGCGUACUUGGCGUGGAAACGCUGCACCUCGGCGCUCGGCAUUAGCAUAUCGCGAGUGCGCCGUGAAUAUUCAUACGCCAUACGGAAACGAGUACUCGAGGUCCGCCGACACGACUGGGCAUCACGAUACUUUAUUCGGAUUGCGGAACUCGGCUCGUAUAGUGGCAACAGGUGCGAGCCGUGACCCACUCGUGACCCAGUCGUGACCUACUCGAGACCACCGAGGCACCAGGUCCUGUCCAGGUGAAGGCCCAACCAAGCAUGAGCGUCGACGACAUCUUGAACUACAAGCCCGACGAGAACGAGGACUUCUACGCCCUUCUCGGAUGCGACGAGUCGGCUUCGGUUGAACAAAUUACGGCGGAGUACAAGGUCCUCGCUCUCCAGUACCACCCCGACAAGAACGAGGGGAACAAAGAGGCCGAGGAGAAGUUCCAGCGUCUGAAGAAUGCCAAGGAAAUUCUCUGCGAUCCGGAGAAGAGGAUUAAUUACGAUAAAUGGCGACGCAGCGGUAUAGCGAUCAGCUACAAGCAGUGGCUGGGCAUGAAAGAACACGUCCAUCAGUCGAUGCACUGGAGCACGCCGAAGACAAAGGACAGGAUGCUGCCCGGUACCAGCGAGAGUUCCCCAGGUCACGGUAAGGAACGUAAACCGACGACGGGUGCCAACGCCCACAGGAGGGCCUCCGAGGGUGGGUCCAAUAUCCAUUAUGGAGCUCGGCGAGACCUCAACUGGGACUCGGAAGCUCUCAGCGAAGUCCUCAGCAAGUUCCGCAACUACGAGAUUUAAGAGUCCCAUUAGUCGUUCCACCCGAAAGACACGGGGAUGUACCGUUGCCCUUCCGCGCGAAUCACCAACUUGUACGUGUUUCCUUCGAAAGUACCUACGUACCUGCAUACGUACACGUCCAUGCCCGUAUCUCUACCUGCACUUGGAAGAAACAAAAUUGGACCAGCGAUAACGAGCCUUAUUUCGGUGACCAGUAUUUUCUACUCCUCGUUUACGAGAUUCGGUUGCUUUUCUCAAGAUUCUCCUCACUCCAGAUGCGAUUAGGGUUCGCCUAGGUACCAUUCGGUUCGUCCCGUAAGCACCUGCAAAAUCGCAUUGAAAAAAGAAAUUCAUUAAGAUGUACUUAUGUUACGGUAAUGAGCAUGAAUUAGUCAUCGGCUGGAUAUUCGGAAGGAAUUUAUCCACGCCGGAAUGGUUCGUUUGGUUAUGGAGAGAGCAUUUAUUAGAGUAGUUUUCCUUAUCUAUGAAGGAGGAGCGUAUGUGCGAGACUCUAAAUCAAAAAACAAAUGUAUAUAUAUAUACAGAAUUCGAGGAGGAAUAUUUUAACGCGCUGAUCGCUCGACAAAACUGUCGGCCGCUUAAUUAAUGAACGUUUACCGAAUGAGAUGGACAACAAAUUAUAUACAUAUAUAUUAUCGGGAAGAAAUAUCCUUCCUUUUCGAAUUUUCAUUCUUCCUUUUUUUUUUCUUUUUUAUUUCACGCAAGUACCGAGAGAGUUGCAUCGCCUCUAACGUGUAGUAUGUGUCUACGUGUAUACGUAUACGUACGUCUUGAGGAUAUUAAUACGUAUACUUUUCCGCGUUUGAAAUCCGAAUUUCCGGGAACGAGAGUUUCUAUUUUUUAAAUUAUAAACGACUCGUGCUCGGCCCAAAAUCCUUCGGUACUGUGAAAGGUAUAUUUUUAUAAGUAAAUGGAAAACUCUUCCUUAUUGCGACGAGCAUUGCAUUCGGUCGAAUGGUAACAAUGGUUUCGACCAAAAGUCUCUUGAUUCACAUAUCAGCACGAUGCUCCGGCUGAGCUGACAAAGUGUUAUCGCAGCCAAUUUGUCCUCUCUCUUUUUCUUUUUUGGCGUAAAAAUGCCCAGGAACACUUCUUGCAACUUAACGACCUACGUAUCGAGCUUACUGCCCGACCUUGUCAAUUGUCCCUGUUAAGUCGUGAAAGGACGCCAUCGGCACUAGAUUUUCGGUGAAAGAGAGAAAAUCGAAAAAUCCUCCCACCUGUACACUGUAAAAUAUCCGGCAUUGUAACCAUCAUCAUCCGACCUAAGGCCAAACCAUUUGGUGGCGAGUCUUUCGUCGAUCCGCGUAUAUCCUACAAUAAUUUAUAAAAAGAAAAUUACAUUAAAUGGCUUGGACUCGGACUUUUUUUUACUCUGCAUCGAUAACGGCGCUAGUCUUUCCAGAGAUCGUUACUAGCGAUUUAAAGGGAAUAAGCGGAUACUGGAAAAAACCUCAUUUUCGAGUGACUAAUAAAAGCAAAAAAUCUUUCGCCUUGACGCGAGGGUGAAGAAAAAACGGCGAAACGGAACCGCUAGAUCGUGAAUACCUUCUAUACAAAAUGUUGGAAAAUGAGAGGCAGGAUUAUUCGGGAGGUGUAUUGAGCGCACGUUUAAUGGGUCUCUAUUUUAGUACACUAGAAACUCAGCUGAGACCGUGAAUGUUAUAUAAAAUAUGACACGUAUAAAAAGCCCCGUUAAAAGUGUGCGUAAUAUAUUUUUUUAAUAGUCUUGCAGUUCCUCCAUUUGUAACUGUUAGCGCUUCCCUGAAUUGUCCCCCGGUGUAAGUAUCGUGAGAAUUUUUAAUGUGGUUUCCUUCAAGAACACAGAGACGAUAAGUUGCCAAUUCAAAGACGGAAGAUUUGUCGAUACGAGGAAUUAAUUUAACCAAUAGGAGAAAUUAAUAAUCGACGCUUAAGAACUGUCUUUGCGAUGGUGGAUUAUCCUUCUCCAUGCGGUUGCAACUACGAUCUAUGGUAUACAGUUUAUGCGUAAUGACCCGUCUGCAACAAUUAUGCAAGAUUUAAUUUAAAGCAAUGUACCCCCAACCUCGUCAACGACUCCGUCGCGCGAACGUCAUCAAUGUCCGUCAUGAAUGAUUUUUGAGGUGCGAGAUAACUGUGUGACGCAUCUAAUUUCAUGAAUCGACGCACAGGCGAUCCCGAAGUCCGAGUUCGACUGUGACUUUGAAUCCCGAGCAAGGUAUCUGAUAGUUUUUUGUUAAUAAUUGAAGUACUGCAAGGAGAAGGUGAGCAAAUUGCGUUUGGUCGUUUCGAAAUGAAUACGUUGAAAAAAAGUUCAUCCCGAUUCAAAAAUAGGUUAGGGGCGGUGUCGAAGAUGAGCGCUUGCUCAAAAAGGAUUAGGAAAGUGACGGACAAUGAGCGCGACUUCCUCGUCUUCGCGACGUCUGUACCUGUAAAUGUGUACCUGUACCCACGUCGUAUGUACCUGUCGCCUGUUACCAUCGUAGAUAAUUUGGCAGAAACAAAAUCUCGAAAAAGGGAAAAGUAUGUUAUACCUCCGCUCGGACCAGCCGAUCGUUGUUUUCAUGUGCGCGACUACUCCACGUAUUUACAGCACGCCGGUAGACAUAUCCGACGACGCAUGUAACUGUCUACCUUUCAAUGCGACUCAAUAAAUGUAAUAUGUUGAGAA
Molecule: messenger RNA, 5873 nt
Organism: Orussus abietinus
Lineage: Eukaryota; Metazoa; Arthropoda; Insecta; Hymenoptera; Orussidae
Gene: jdp
Product: J domain-containing protein
Exons: 7
Coding region: 2693-3220 (175 amino acids)
Cellular component (GO): cytoplasm
Source: RefSeq, a predicted model, not a curated record